This is a messenger RNA of Morone saxatilis (striped sea-bass), 2960 nucleotides long. RefSeq names its product DEAD (Asp-Glu-Ala-Asp) box polypeptide 54 (gene ddx54). Gene Ontology annotation, cellular component: nucleus. The coding region runs from base 1 to 2634 and encodes 877 amino acids. The record is from RefSeq and is a predicted model, not a curated record. Gene Ontology annotation, molecular function: RNA binding; ATP binding; RNA helicase activity. NCBI's taxonomy places the organism in Eukaryota, Metazoa, Chordata, Actinopteri, Moronidae. The transcript has 20 exons.
AUGGCCCAGAGAAAGAAGAAACUGACCAAGAAGAAGAGAUACCCAGCCAGCAGAGAGCCGGAGGCUGACUCUGACAGCGGAGACUUUGAGCUGGCUGCUGAAGUUAAAGACGAUGAUUCUCCGGGGAGGAAACUGCAGCGGUUCCCCGCCUCUGCAGACUGCCUGUCAGAUGUGGAGCCUGACACCAGGCAGCUGGUUAGAGCUCAAAACAAGAAGAAAAAGAAGUCUGGAGGCUUUCAGUCCAUGGGUCUCAGUUACCCUGUAUAUAAAGGCGUCAUGAAGAAGGGUUACAAAGUCCCUACACCAAUUCAAAGAAAGACUGUCCCGGUGAUUUUGGAUGGGAAAGAUAUAGUAGCCAUGGCUAGGACCGGCAGUGGUAAGACAGCUGCCUUCCUGGUUCCCAUGUUUGAGAAGUUGAAGGCCCCUCAAGCUCAAACAGGAGCCAGGGCCCUCAUCCUGACCCCCACCAGAGAGUUGGCCCUGCAGACCAUGAAGUUCACAAAAGAGUUGGGAAGAUUCACUGGCCUCAAGACUGCCUUGAUCCUCGGUGGAGACAGAAUGGAUGAUCAGUUCGCUGCUCUUCACGAAAACCCUGACAUAAUCAUCGGUACCCCCGGUCGUCUUAUGCACGUCAUCACAGAGAUGAACCUGAAGUUGCAUAACGUGGAGUAUGUGGUGUUUGAUGAAGCUGACAGGUUGUUUGAAAUGGGUUUUGCUGAGCAGCUUCAGGAGAUCAUCCGGAGGCUCCCAGACACCAGACAGACCCUGCUGUUCUCUGCCACUCUGCCUAAACUGCUGGUGGAGUUUGCCAGAGCCGGGUUGACUGAACCAGUGUUGAUUCGUUUGGAUGUGGAUUCUAAACUCAGUGAUCAGAUUAAGCUGUCACUUUUCCAUCUGCGUGCGGAUGACAAGCCGGCACUGCUACUUCAUCUGCUGAGGAAUGUUGUGAAGCCUCAGGAGCAGACGGUGGUUUUUGUAGCCACCAAACACCAUGUGGAGUACGUCAAAGAGCUGCUGACUUUAGAAGGCGUGGAGUGUGCCUACAUCUACAGUGCACUAGAUCAGACUGCCAGGAAAAUCAACAUCGGGAAAUUUGUGCAUCGGAAAGCCAUGGUGCUAAUUGUGACUGAUGUUGCAGCUCGUGGUAUAGACAUUCCCCUGCUGGACAAUGUCAUAAACUACAACUUCCCCUCCAAGCCCAAGCUCUUCUUGCACAGAGUUGGCCGUGUGGGACGUGCUGGGCGCAGUGGCGUAGCCUACAGUAUGAUUAGUCAAGAUGAGAUGCCUUAUGUCUACGACCUUCACCUCUUCCUUGGAAGGCCUGUUCAGUUCGCCACACCUGAACACACAGAAGAUUCCGAAGGUGUGUUUGGUCGGGUCCCUCAGAGCAUCCUGGAUGACGAAAGUGCCCAUCUGAUCACGGCUCACGAAAACUCCCUGGACCUGGAAAACCUGCAUCGCGUGUCAGAGAACGCCUACAAGCAGUAUCUCAAGUCUCGACCAAACCCUUCGCCCGAGUCCAUCAGACGGGUCAAAAGCACAGACAUGUCCAUCAUGGCUGUCCAUCCACUGCUAGGGUCCGGUUUGGAGAAAAUGGAACUGGAGCGCCUUCAGAUAGUUGAUGCCAUCAAGGGGUACAAAUCCAAAUCGACUAUCUUUGAAAUCAACUCUAGCAGUAAGACACAGGCUAGUGGGGUGAUGCGGACCAAACGCUCCAAAGACACGCGGCUGGUGGACAAAUUCAGCAAACAGAGAGACAAGCUGGCGGCAGAAACCCAGAUGCAGCGGCCUAUCAAACCCAGCACCGCCGCAGAUGAUUACGCACACUCUUCAGACCAAGAGGACGAUGACCUACAGGGGGUGUUCUCUGAAGUGGUUGGUGGAAAAAGGAAAGGUCUGCAGGGAGACAGGGAAGAACGGCCAAAAAACAAGAGAAGCAAACAGUCGGGCAAAGACGAGGAGUUUUACAUCCCCUACAGACCCAAAGACUUCAACUCUGAGAGAGGGUUAAGCCUUGGGGGAGAGGGCACCGCUUUUGAACAGCAGGCCUCCUCGGCUGUCCUGGACCUCAUGGGAGAUGAGGGAGAACGGCUGAACCAGCACAAAAAAAUAAUGAAAUGGGACCGUAAGAAGAAGCGCUUUGUGACACAAACAGGAGGAAAGGAUGACCAGAAAAAGAGGAUCAGGACAGAUGGUGGACAGGUCAUCAAUAACAAGAAAAACAAGAAGAACUUUUACGAAGAGUGGAAGAAAAAAUACAAGGUUGAUGAUGGAGGAUCUGGCUCAGAUGGAGAAACAGGACGAGGACGAGGAGGAGGAGGAGGAGGAAGAGGGAGGAGGCCAGGAGGAGGACGUGGUCGUGGCCGUGGAAGGCAAGGUCCUAACUUCCAGAGCCCUAACUUCCAGAAGCCUGGAGGACUACAGCAGACGCCUGGUGGCCGCAGAGUGCGCUCAGAGCUGAAGACGAGUGACCAGAUCAUUAAGCAGCGCAGAAAAGAGCAGAAACACCGUUUUCUGCAGAGCGGAGGCUUGAAAAAUGUCCGUUCCAAGAACAAAAAGUGGCUUGGAGAAGUUAAGAAGUCAGGUUUUGGACGGGGUGGUCAAAAGAAGGGUAAGAUGAGGAAGAGACUCUGAGAACAACACAGAGGGAUGAUGGUGUGAGAUGGUUGAGAUGGAGGCCACCACGAGGGACUGGAUGAUGACCAUUAUCUUAACAAACCCCCUUAAAUAACUUGACCCAGUCUUUCAUGACUGUGAGUUAAAGGAGUUGAGAAAAGCAUUUCUAGACCCUAGAGAUGAACUUAACUUUUUUCCAUCAUUGCCUACUGAACUCUGAUACAGAGUAUGUAUAAGAACGAUCCAAUGUACUGGAUUGUCCUCCUUUAAGUGUAUUGGCAGAUGCAAUGUCCUGAGAUAUCUCUAUACUAUUAACUGUAGGCAAAAUACAUAUAAUGAGGUAA